Messenger RNA from Coregonus sp. 'balchen', 17504 nucleotides. Lineage: Eukaryota; Metazoa; Chordata; Actinopteri; Salmoniformes; Salmonidae. The record is from the annotation of a GenBank genome assembly.
GGCGUACUCCCUCGUCGACUCCAGCCAGGUGUCCACUUUCCUCAUCUCCAUCCUCCUCAUUGUCUAUGGCAGCUUCAGGUGAGUCUAUCCUGUCCAACCCGCUUACAUCACAGAUAGGCCAACACUUUUCACUAUGGGUCUCAUCUUCUUUAUCAUGUUACUUCCGUUACAGUAAGCACUGAACACCUAUGUUGAGCUAUCAACUCUUUUUAAAACAAUCCUUUGCUAUUCUGUCAGUGGGAGAAGCUUGAUUUAUUUCAGAUAGUCAACCUUUCUUUCCACCUUUCCCUCUCUGUCCCUCCAUCUCUCCCUGUGCAGAUCAUUAAACAUGGACUGUGAGAACCAGGAGAAAGAUAAGGAUGGUAACCCAGUCCCAAAUGGGGCCUUCAACAAUGGCAACACAAACAACAGUGAGUCUCACAUAUUUGGUGAGACAUAAGACAUACAGAGCGUGUGUUUUUCUUUUCUGUUUACAAGUUGGAAGUCGUCAUACCAUGGAUUCCAUAUAUUUAGUGGUUGGUUUGUUUGCUGUUACCAAGGCUAUAGAUGCAGCACAUGCAGAAAUGUGUAUGCCUGUGUCUCUGCCUAUAUGUGUGUGAUAGUGAUUGUGUGUGUCUAUCUCUGUGUGUUUGAGCAUUCUCACUUGUGCAUGUAUUGUGUUGUCUUGCAGGUAUUCAGACCAUAGACUCCACGCAGGCUCUGUUCCUGCCCAUAGGAGCCUCCGUGUCUCUGCUCGUCAUGUUCUUCUUCUUCGACUCUGUCCAGGUGGUUUUCACCAUUUGCACCGCAGGUACCUGACCCGUCACACACACACACACACACACACACACACACACGCGCCAUAAUGUCCCAGAGCAAUUUCUUGUCUAAAGGCAAGCAGACAUGAAUUUAGUUGUUUCCUUAGAGCAUGAUAUAUUAGUCGUGCAGUUAGGCAAAAUGCAGAUCAUCAUGCAUUGAUUUGAAAAAAACAUUUUCUCUGCAUAAUGCUUAUGGGUGAGAUGAUAAUGACUAUGACUCUGUUAAACUGACUGGAAACCAAUGGACUGAAACUGUCUGGUUUCGAUUACUUUGUGUCUCGUUCACUUAUCUAACUCCCUCUUUUUUUAUUCCUCCUCAGUUCUUGCGACAAUUGCAUUUGCAUUCCUCCUGUUGCCAAUGUGCCAGUACUUGACCAGACCCUGCUCCCCACAAAACAAGUAAGGGAGUUUAUUUGUCCAUCUCUCUCUCUCCUGCUCUAUUUCUCUCUCUCUCUCACUCACUCACUCACUCACUCACUCACUCACUCACUCACUCACUCACUCACUCACUCUCACAAAUAAAUGCCAUGUGAAUCGGUGUAUACAUAUUGGUCUGUGAGCACUUUUGCACCAACAAUAGCAAAAUACCAAUAAUGGUUCCGCAGCAUAUGCUAAUGAGCCUCUUCACUCCAGAGACACAACUGAUUCACUGACUUCCGUCCUCAGGCUCAUCAAUAGGAUGUUAGAGAUGCAUAGUAUCAUGUUGGUCCACAUGUCAAACUGAGAGACUACCAUAGCCAACUAUCCAAUAAUGUCACAACUCUUUUUAAUUCCCCUUUUUUGUUUGACUGUGUGAAGCAUCUGGCCUUUAUCUGAAUUCUUAACCUAGACCCCCUUGUGUGUUGAACACAUUUUGAGUCAAUUUCUUCUGUAUCUACACAUUUGACCCCGUACAUAUCGACUUGCGUUUAGAGAAGAUCAUGUAUUUUCCAGUGAAGAGAUUGUGUUUUGUCCAGUGUGUAUAAACCAUCUCUCUCCCUCUCCUCCCCCCUGUAGGAUCUCGUUUGGCUGCUGUGGGCGCUUCACUCUGGCCGAGCUCCUCGCCUUCUCCCUCUCUGUCAUGCUGGUGCUGAUCUGGGUGCUGACUGGACACUGGCUGCUCAUGGACGGUAUGUCAGUGUGUCAUGACUGCCUUUUGUACGUGUGUGUGUGUGUGGGGGGUGUAAACGGCGCGUGUCAGAUUAUUGGUUUUUCCAUACGUCUUGCCGUUGCCUUUCUUUAGUUUCUCUAUCUCAGCUCGUGUGUCUCACUCUCCAAGCUCCAUUAAAUGUGUUUUUGAGCUGCAUGUGUUCAUAUUAGAGGUCUUCAUGGGUCCAACGGGCCCAGGUCCUAAAUUCUGACUGGGUUGGGUCUGAUAUAAUUGCCACGUGUCUUGAGUAUGUGCAAUUAAAAUUGAUUCACCGACUGGACCUGAUUGGACCUGUCCUCUGUUAAUUUAGUGUUGGUGUGAUGAGAACUGCGCAACCUUGUUAUCUGAGUCAGCUAAUUGCAACUCAAUAAAACUUCUAGCUUAUGUCCAGCUGAAACUGGUUCCGGCUGCUCAUCUCACGUGCGCCUGCUGCUGAGAAGGUGAGAGAGAGUGAGUAAAAUGAGCCUUACGCUUCGAUCACACCGACUGCAUCAUUGCGUUUUGGUACACCAGAAGUACAUUCAUUUCCUUUUUAAAUUUUAUAUAUAUUAUUAUUUUUUUUAGCCUUUUUUUCCUUGCAGCAUUGCAUUGCAGAGGCAGUUGCAGUGUGUUCUGUGUGGUGCAUACGUUGGAUUUAUCGAACGUAUGUGUCAAACUGUAUGCGUAAACGGGUUGACAGAUGGUAGCAGAAGGUGAAUGUUGAACUUUUGUUGCACACACAUCUAGAUGAUGCUGCGUACUAUUUUGCGCAAUGACGCAGUUGGUGUGUUCAAAGCGUCAGUCUAGGCUACUGUUGAUUGCGAAGAUGGAGUAAAAACGAAAGUUAAGAGGAGGAAGGGUAUAGUGAAAAGAAGCCGACAGGGGGAAUGUCCUCGGGGACCAGUUUUAAUAUUGUAGUGGACAAAGAUGCGAAGAACGUUGGCGUGGCCAAAUGGACUGUGUGCUAUUUAGGUUUGAUGCAAUUUUCUACCUUUCAUUUAUUUAUUUUCGUAUUCUAUCAAUUGUGUAGUUAUUAUUAUUAUUAUUAUUAUUAUUAUUAUUAUUAUUAUUAAUCAGUAUUAUUAUAGGCCUAUUAAUAAUUGAAACCAGUUCUUUAAAUAGCUUAUGCAAAAAGUGUUAUGUUUUAUUUUAUUGAGACAUUUUUGUUGGCUAAAUUAAGUUAUUUUUAAUGUUGUGCUCCGUAUUUAGUUUAAGGCUAAAUGACAAAAAUGUAAAUGUUAAAAGUAGCCCUAUUGUAAAAUAAAUAGCAUUAACCUAUUGCUGUCAUUUGUUGGGUAGGACUACGGUAGGCAAUCACCUUUGUUGGUAAUAGCUGCUUUAGGCCUAGCCUGUUCAAAACUUUUUUGAAUGUUUCAUUCUCUUGAGCCAUUUCUGUUGGCCAAAUGAAGUUCCAGCUGCAAUGUAGUGGUAUUACUGGUAGGCCUACUAUGCUACUCGCACUCAAACCAUGAAAAAUAAAAACCAAAGAGGGCAAGAUGCGAAACUUAAUUUAAUGCCGCAAUAUGAUAACCUGUUUGUAUUUUUCUUAUAAAUGACUUUACUUACUUUUGAUAUUACCCUAAUAAAGUUAAGCAACUUUUGUGAAGGUUUGGUGUGGAAUGGCUAUUAUUAGGCUUAGCUACUGCAGGCCUAUGAAGGCAGUGCGCACCAGCACUCCGACAGUUGAACUUAAGGUGAGGAAGACUGUUUUAGGCUUACCAGAGUUGCUCCAUAACAAUAUAAUGCUUAUCGUUCUAAAAAUUAUUCUGAUAGAAAUGUUACGAAUUAGCCUCCUUCUGUACGCCUAUAUCUGUAUAGCCGUAGUGGCCUAUCUGACAAAUAUAAAGAAAUCCAUGUCGCGAACAUGGUGCCGGCAUAUCUCAAUUUUUCGCUAGGUCUAAGCUUGUCUCCCUUAAUAUAUAUAUUUUUAAAUAUGAAUAUCAUACAUUGGACGUAUAGGCCUAUAUGCAUGCAAUGCCUUGAUGCAUUUAGCACUUUAACCUCCGACAGCUGAACCUGAGGUAGACAAUUUUGUUUUGGGGAAGUAAAAACCAAUAAAACAAUAGACUAAAGUUUUGAAUAUGCUACACAUCGAAACACAACAAAUAGUUUUUUUUGUAAUUUGUUAUAGGCAGUUGUUAAGGGCACGUAACUGUGGAUAAUUUGGCCAAUAUCGCUUUUUUGAAGAUGCCGCUGGCAGCAGUGGUGUAAAGUACUUAAGUAGUUUUUUUUGGGUAUCUGUACUUUACUAUUUAUAUUUUUGACUACUUUUACUUCACUACAGUCAUAAAGAAAAUAAUGUACUUUUUACUCCAUACAUUUUCCCUGACACCCAAAAGUACUCGUUACAUUUUGAAUGCAUAGCAGGACAGAAAUUGUCAAAUUCACACACUUAUCAAGAGCACAUCCCUGGUCAUCUCUACUACCUCUGAUCUGGCGGACUCACUAAACACAAAUGCUUUGUUUCUGAAUGAUGUCUGAGGGUUGGAGUGUGGCCCCUGGCUAUUCGCAAAUUUAAAAAACACGAACAAUUGUGCCAACUGGUUUGCAUAAUAUAAGGAAUUUGAAAUGAUUUAUACUUUUACUUUUGAUACUAAAGUACAUUUUUGCAAUUACAUUUACUUUUGAUACUUAAGUAUAUUUAAAACCAAAUACUUUUAGACUUUUACUCAAGUAGUAUUUUACUGGGUGACUUUCACUUACUUGAGUCAUUUCCUAUUAAGGUAUAUUUUACUCAAGUAUGACAAUUGGGUACUUUUUCCACCACUGGCUGGCAGCGCCCAGUUGGAGUUUUCUUUCUCGCUCUACUUUCGGAUCUGAACAGGUCUCUGAGCCAAACCAGCACGGGUCUGUUUGGGUCUGUUUUCAACGGCCCUUUUCGGAAUGGGUCUGACUGUCCUUGGGUCCAUUGGGAACGGUCUCCCUUUAAAACAUUUUUUAUUUCUGCAUAUUCGGUCGGGUGGGAAAGCCACAGAUCCAUUUCGGAACGGGUCCAAGUUUUUGGACCCUUGAAGACCUCUAGUUCAUAUGUCUGAUUCCUCUCUCUCCCAUCACUGUGUGUGUGUGCAUCUCUCGCGCACUCUCUGAGCAUCGUGUGUGUGUUCAUAAAGGUUUGGUUCCUCUGUCUCUCUCAGAUCUGUGUGCGUACGCAUUUCUUUCCCUCUCUCCCCCUCCCUCCAUGUGUGUGUUCGUAUGUCUGAUAUUCCUCUGUCUCUCUCUCCUCAGCUCUAGCCAUGGGGCUGUGUGUGGCCAUGAUAGCGUUUGUGCGGCUGCCGAGUCUAAAGGUGUCUUGCCUGCUGCUGUCAGGGCUGCUCAUCUAUGACGUGUUCUGGGUAAGAGAGCCGCUCCCCUCCCUUCACCCCACCGCCACCCAGUUGACCCAAAUACGACCGCUAAAACACAGGCAGGGCCAUGAGUAAUCCGGCCCGCAAGGGGGUCCAAGCCAAUCCAAAUUCCAAAACACUAUAAUGGAAAAUGAAGUGGGGAGCUGUCAAUGUUUUGACCCCUAGUUGCACCACACUUUCCCAAUCCAUCUUGCUGUUCAAUGUGUAAAUGUAUGUUUUUUAAAACUGUAGUGCUUUGUGUUUGUUGUAAAUGUGUCUGCAACUUUGUGUGCUAUUUUGGCCAGGUUUCUCUUGUAAAAUAGGUUGUUAAUUUCAAUGAGACUAACCUGGUAAAGUAUAAUUCAAAAUAAAACUAUAGAUAGAGGACUAUUUUUAGCAUGUUUUGACGGCGAGGAAAUGUAUAUUAAAAAAUUUUUUUGUGUGUGGCAACCCCAAUCCCCAAAAGCGGCCCCCGGGGCAAAAUGAGUUUGACACCCCUGCUGUAGACAAUGUCAAAGUGGCUUACUGUAUGUGCGAAGACAAGGUACAGAGUUCCACUGUUCCAGAUAUCUUAGGUUAAUUAAGGUUGACAGAGCAGAACAAGGGAUAGAGCAGAAUGGCAUAGACUGACAUUUCCAUGCUAACAGGACAGUAGACGUUUCUGGUUAUCUCCAAUGUACACUAUGGUAGAGCCUAAAAGGCCAUCUCUGUUCUUCGAUAACAUUUGUCGUGCUUAAACGACGUGUAAGACAGAACUACAAACAGUGGCUAUUUCUUAGGAUUGCUUGAGCCUCAGUAGAUGACUCCUCCAUCUGUGUCUGUCCUGCAGGUGUUCUUCUCGGCCUACAUCUUCAACAGCAACGUGAUGGUGAAGGUGGCCACCCAGCCGGCUGACAACCCCUUAGACGUGCUGUCCAGGAAGCUCCACCUGGGCCCUGGGAUGGGCCGUGACGUCCCACGCUUGUCGCUGCCUGGCAAGCUGGUUUUCCCCAGGUACCAUAGACUGACCUUGGGGGGUGGAUCGCUGGACCUAUGUGUAAACCUCCAGCUCCAUUCACUAGAGCUGUAUUGAUUAACCUCUGCCGGUGUUAUAAGCGCUGAAACUCGCGCUUGUAUUUCCUCUUCUCUUGCCUUUUCCCACCCUGCCUCGCUCUCCUGCUUUAUUCCCUCCUGCUAUGAUACAACCCACGAUUCAUCUCCUUAUUAUUCCCUCUCCUCUUCCUCCUCUCUUUGCAUCCUCCCCCCCCUCUUCUUUUCUCCCUAUAUUUCAUCCACCUCUCCCCUCCCGUCCUUUUUCCUUAUCUCAUCCCUCUCUCCUCUCUCCCUCCAGUUCCACAGGCAGUCACUUCUCCAUGCUGGGGAUCGGGGACAUAGUGAUGCCGGGGCUACUGCUGUGCUUCGUGCUGCGCUACGACAACUACAAGAAGCAGGCCAACGGGGAGGCGGGGAGUCCAGGCACGCCGGGACGCAUGGGGCGCGUCUCCUACUUCCACUGCACUCUCAUCGGAUACUUUGUGGGUAAGAACAGAGUGGAGAAGCGAGAGCGGCAGGCUGGACCAUCAUGCAACACAGGGCUGCCCAACCCGGUUUUCGCUCCAACCCGAGUAGUAACUAGGGCUGGGCGGUAUACUGCAUUUUACUAUAUACCGGUAUUAAUGCAUGGACCGGUUAGUUUUUUUACUUAACCUUCUAUAAUGGUAUUUCAAUGUUUGGUUUGUUAAAUGUGAUACGCAACACCGACGAGUGUAAUGUCCAUUUUUAUAGUUUACUCGUCUGUGUCCCUGGCUUCCUGCAUGCCGCUUGGAGAAUGGAGUGGAGAUGGAGAUUGCCUCAUUUGAAAUCACUUAUCAUUUUAGUUGCCACCCUAGGGUCCUGAACUAUUCAUAUUUAUAACCUAAGCAUAUUUUGAACUUUAUUAUUCAAAACAUCAAAUGUGAAAAAUAUUGUGAUAUGAGAUUUAGGCCAUAUCCCCAGCCCUAGUAGUAACUAACCUGAUUCAUCUCAUCAACCAGUUAAUUAUUAGAAUCAGGUGUGUUAUAUAACCUACAGGACAGUAGCUCUCCAGGAACAUGGUUGGGCUGCCCUGAUGUAACACAACCACUGGUUUGGAGAUGAUAUAGCCUAAUACAGAAGUAUGUCUGUUCUACGAAAUACACUGAGUGUACAAAACACUAGGAACACCCACUCUUUCCAUGGCAUAGACCGACCAGGUAAAUCCGGGUGAAAGCUAUGAUCCCUUAUUGAUGUCACCUGUUAAAUCCACUUAAAUCAGUGUAGAUGAAGGGGAGGAGACGGGUUAAAGAAGGAUUUUUAAGCCUUGAGACAAUUGAGACAUGGAUUGUGUAUGUGUGCCAUUCAGAGGGUGAAUAGGCAAGACAAAAUAUUUAAGUGCCUUUGAAUGGGGUAUGGUAGUAGGUGCCAGGCGCACCGGUUUGAGUGUGUCAAGAACUGCGACGCUGCUGGGUUUUUCACGCUCAACACUUUCCCGUGUGUCAAAAAGAAAGGAGGACCAAGGCACUCUUCAUAUAAUUCAUUAAAAUGCCUUUAUUAGUAUGGCAUGUUCAAUAGAAACAAGAUAUUUUUUUUUAAUCUUACGCGUUUCGGCUGCAUGGCCUUCGUCAGGGAGUACAAAGAAAUAAUACAAUGUCCUCUUUUGAACAGCUUUUCCAAUUAGCCCUAAUUUGAAGAGGGAGUGGUUACAAAGUUGAUUGGACACACCUAGUAAGCAAUACUAUACACAAUAAAAAGUUAAAUACUGUAACUAUGUUAUCAUACAAAUACAACUCCAAGUUAGAAGUAUCAGAACACUUAGAAAGGUAGUUCUAACCUUAAAGACAAGCGUGGGACGUCACGGCCCAUCCCAGGGCCCAGGUGGAGCUUCCUGGACAGCACGUCUAAGGGGUUGUCAGCCGGCUGGGUGGCCACCUUCACCAUCACGUUGCUGUUGAAGAUGUAGGCCGAGAAGAACACCUGCAGGACAGACACAGAUGGAGGAGUCAUCUACUGAGGCUCAAGCAAUCCUAAGACUGUUGUUGUUCAUGUUUUGCUGGUUUCUAGUGUACUAUGGAAUAUAUUGCUUUCUUAUUUUUGACACUUUUCCCAGUCAUAUUUAAGGUUAGAACUACCUUUCUAAGUGUUCUGAUACUUCUGACUUGGAGUUGUAUUUGUAUGAUAACAUAUUUACAGUAUUUCACUUUUUAAUGUGUAUAGUAUUGCUUACUAGGUGUGUCCAAUCAACUUUGUAACCACUCCCUCUUCAAAUUAGGGCUAAUUGGAAAAGCUGUUCAAAAGAGGACAUUGUAUUAUUUCUUUGUUACUCCCUGACGAAGGCCAUGCAGCCGAAACGCGUCAGAUUUUUUAAAAAUCUUGUUUCUAUUGAACAUGCCAUAGUAAUAAAGGCAUUUUAAUUAAUUAUAUGAAGAGUGCCUUGGUCCUUUCUUUUUGAUGACCAAUUCACCCCUUUGACCAAAGAACACCUUCUGUCUACCAACAUUUACUAUUGUGUACCUUAGUAGCGCUUCCUUUCCUCCUCUUUCUACUUUCACGUGUGUAUCAAGAAUGGUCCACCACCCAAAAGACAUCCAGCCAGUGGUCGAAAACGGGUCAUUGAUGAGAGGACAGAGGAGGCUGACACGAAUUGUGCAGAGCAACAGACGGGCUAGAAUUAUUCAACUGACAGUUCAGUACAACAUUGGUGCCCAAAGACCCAUAAAGGAAUGCACAACUCGUCGUACUUUGAAACAAAUGGGGUAUGGCAACCGACGACCUUACGGAGUUCCACUUCUUUCAGCAAAAAACAAGAAGCUACGUUUGCAGUGGGCAUAGGAAGGAAAACACUGGAGAAGGGGUAUCAAAUUUAAGUUGUCACAUGCGCUGUAUAUAACAGGUGUAGACCUAACCGUGAAGUGCAUACUUACGAGCCCUUAACCAACAAUGCAGUUAUUAUUUUAAGAUUAGCUAAAUAAAAUAAAGGAACAAUUUUACCACAAUAAAAUGACAAUAACAAGGCUAUAUAUUAGAGGUACUGGUACCGAGUCAAUGUAAAGCUGACGAUGCGUAGAUAAUAGAGUAGCAGCAGCGUGUGUGUGGUCAAUAUGCAUGUGUGUGAUGGUGUCAGUGUGUGAUUAGCCCAGUGAGUGUAUCGAGCCUGUGCAAGAGUCAGUGCAAAAAUAAUAAUCAAAUAAGGAGGUCAAUGCAAAUAGUCCGUGUAGCCAUUUGAUUAACUGUUCAGCAGUCUUAUGGCUUGUGGGGUAGAAGCUGUUAAGGAGCCUUUUGGUCCCAGGCUCUCCAGGACUGAUUGCCGUGCGGUAGCAGAGACAACAGUAUAUGACUUGGGUGGCUGGAGUCUUUGACUAUUUUUAGGGCCUUCCUCUGACACCGCAUGGUAUAGAGGUCCUGGAUGGCAGGACGCUCAGCCCCAGUGAUGUACUGGGCCGUACACUACCCUCUGUUCCCAUACCAAGCAGGGGUGCAAGCAGUCAGGAUGCUCUCGAUGGUGCAGCUGUAGAACUUUUUGAGGAUCUGAGGUCCCAUGCCAAAUCUUUUCAGCCUCCUGAGGAAUAGGCGUUUUCGUGCCCUCUUCACAACUGUUUUGGUGUGUUUGGACCAUGAUAGCUCCUUAGUGAUGUGGACACCAAGGAACUUGAAGCUCUCGACCUGCUCUACUACAGCCCUGUCGAUGUGAAUGGGGGCGUGGUCGCCUUUUCCUGUAGUCCACGAUCAGCUCUUUUGUCUUGCUCACGUUGAGGGAGAGGUUGUUGUCCUGGCACCACACUGCCAGGUGUCUAACCUCCUCCCUAUUGGUUCUCUCGUCGUCGGUGAUCAGGGCUACCGCUGUCGUGUCGUCGGCAAACUUAAUGAUGGUGUUGGAGUCGUGGAGACUAAGCACUCACUCCUGAGGGGCCCCCGUGUUGAGGGUCAGCGUGGCGGAUGUGUUACCUACCCUCACCACCUGGGGGCAGCCCAUCAGGAAGUCCAAGAUCCAGUUGCAGAGGGAGGUGUUCAGUCCCAGGGUCCUUAGCUUAGUGAUGAGCUUGGGCACUAUGGUGUUGAACGCUGAGCUGUAGUCAACGAACAGCAUUCUCACGUAGGUGUUAUUUUUGUCCAGGUGGGAAAGGGCAGUGUGGAGUGACCAGCCUUUCAAAGCAUUUCAUGGCUACGGAGCGGUAGUCAUUUAGGUAUGUUACCUUGGCAUUCUUGGCCCAGGGACUAUGGUGGUCUGCUUGAAACAUGUAGUUAUUACAGACUGGGUCAGGAAGAGGUUGAAAAUGUCAGUGAAGACACUUGCCAGCUGGUCAGCGAAUGCUCUGAGUAGGAGUCCUGGUAGUCCGUCUGGCCCUGCGGCCUUGUGAGUGUUAACCAGUUUAACGGUCUUACUCGCAUAGGCUAUGGAGAGCGUGGUCACUCAGUCGUCUGGAACAGAUGGUGCUCUCAUGCAUGGUUCACUGUUGCUUGCCUCGAUGCAAGCAUAAGGCAUUUAGCUCUUCUGGUAGGCUCCCGUCACUGGGCAGUUAGGUUUCCCUUUGUAAUCCGUGAUAGUUUGUAUGGUAUGGAGAACCACAUGAGUACAUGUAUCCAUCAUGCCGCGUGUCGACACUGCAGGCUGGUGGUGAUGGUGUGGGGUGUGUUUUCAUGGCACACAUUGGGCCCCUUGAUAAAAGUGGAGCAACGUUUGAAUGCCACAGGAUAUCGGAACAACAUUGCUAAUCAGAUGCAUUGAUGAAAAUGUAUGCACUCACUAACUGUAAGUCGCUCUGGAUAAGAGCGUCUGCUAAAUGACUAAAAUGUAAUGGCAGCAGUGUAUCCAUCUGCGAAUAGAUUUUUUUCAGCAUAAUGCUCCAUGCCACAAGGUUAGGAUUGUCCAGGAAUGGUUCCACGAACAUGACAUUGAAUUCAGUUUACUGCAGUGGCCUGCCCGGUCACCAGAUCUUAAUCCAAUUUAGCAUCUGUGGGAUGAGAGCAAUUGAGCCAUGCCCUGAAGAUUUCGAGGCAGUUCUGAAGGCAAAAGGGGUGCAACUCAAUAUUAGGAAAGUGUUCCUAAUGUUUUGUACACACAGGCCAGAGGGGGUGUGGUAUAUGUCCAAUAUACCACGGCUAAGGAAACAGCCGUUAGCUGUGGUAUAUUGGAAAUAUACCACAACCACCUGAGGUGCCUUAUUGCUAUUAGAAAUUGGUUACCAACGUAAUUAGAGCAGUAAAAAUAAAUGUUUUUCAUACCAGUGGUAUAUUGUCUGAUAUAGCACGGCUUUCAGCCAAUCACCAUUCAGGGCUCGAACCACCCAGUUUAUUAUCCCAAAUAAAUGAAAUCUCAUUUAUUUAAUUUUUUUGUUAAGCUGUGUGCACUGAACUGACAUGCAUGAUUGUUGCUGACACUCAGAUGUUCAGAUUAAGGGAAUUAAAUAGUAUAUCAUGCGCACCAUCGCGGCACUCAACUCAAACAGCCUACUGUAGCUGCUGUCAGUCAUUCAAAGCCUAUACUUUAUCAUUCAGGUGUGGAUGCAACUUUCCAGUGCUACUACUUUUACCAUGUAAUGUUGUUACUAGAACAAAAUCAGGCAACACCAUAGAAUAGUUUACCUAUUUACCUAGUCGGCUUGUUGUGUGUUCUAUGCAAGAUAAAUAUUCCUCUCAAGGCGCAUUCAAGUUGCAAGAGUCAUAGGGAGGGAGACAUGUAUUCUGACAAGCAGUCAAUGCACAACAAUACUUACUGCAAAAAUACUUUUGAACACUGUUUUGGCCUUUAGUAAAAAAGAGGGGGGUCCCAAUUUUCCAUUGCUACCACUAUUUCUUAAUUACUCCUUCAAUAUUAUUAGACUUUCAAUUGCACGAGUGGCAUCGUUUUACAAAUGCAGUUCCAACCAGCGUUUCAAGCAUGGUUUAGGAGCAGCUGCGCAACAGUAGUGAUGAGUCGUUCGCGAAUGAUUGGCUCUUUUUGAACGGCUCUUUAUGGUGAACGUCGGGAACCGAAUCGCAUAUGUGAGAGACAUGUUCAUUUGGCUCCUUGAUUUGCAUACUGUUUCUAUUGCUUUUUGGCCUCCAUACAUCAAUUAUCUGCAGAUAAAUUAUAAAAACAUUCUCUGAAGAUGGUAAUUCCUCAGUGCAGGAACAAUAUAGUGAGGAGAGAGCCUCAUUCUAGUCCACGCUAUUUUUUUUCAGUGCGUACAUUCUUUUUUAUUUUUUCGCAGGCUGUCUAAUAAUUUGGUCAGAUAAAAAUGUAUCUAAACUCACAUUUCACCAUCUGACGUGGUAGGCAAUAUUUUAGGCUUUAAAAUACUUUUUUUUUUUCAUGGUUUUAGGUCAAUUUCUAAGCAUUACUGAACGAAGAGCCGUUUGGGAGCCAAACGUACGGCUCUUUUAGGUGAACGGAGCCAAAUGAUCCAGCUCACAGAAAAGACUCAGAAUGCCCAUCGCUACGCUACACGGCUCAAAGGGGGCAAUGGAGUCUUAAAAGGGCAAUGACAUGCUUUGUAAUAAAAAAAACUAUUAUUUAGUAAUUAUUUAUAUGUAUUUAUAAUAAAAUAAUUAAUAAUAAUAAUAAUAAUAACAACAACAAUCAGGAUUGACAAACCCCAUGCUUCAGCCUAUGUACAAUUUUGUAGCCACUAUGCUUCAUCGGUUGGGCUACAGGUGAGGAUGCUUAUUGCUAAUAGCACAUCUGACAAUAGACCACGCCUCAUUCAACUCAUUGAAGGCUUGAUGAUUAGUUGACAAGUUGAAUCAGGUGUGGUUUCCAGGAUUACAAUACAAAUGUGUACUGUUGGGGGUACUCGAGGACCAGGGUUGGGAAACACUGGGCUAUAUGCAUGGUCCAAUAUGUUACAAUUAUUUUGACUACAUUUUUUACCAGUAUGUUUUGGGGCUUUUAAGAGGUCACCAGAACUGGGCUCCUCAGUCCUUCGAUAUAAAAAAUUAUCCCGUGGAGGCCCCCGGACCCCCUAAGCAAGGUGACUGGAAUUGGCCGUACACGCAGUUUAAUACAUGUACAAAAUGACCCUCUUUCCCAUAAAACAUAAUGGUCAUGACUUUCUUGCAUUAAAGGGGAGGUGAACUUUUUUUUGCUUUAACCCCUGGAAGUUUGACUGGAGUGUUUCUGACCUGUCUCUGUUCCCUCCAGGCCUGCUGACUGCCACUGUGGCCUCCAGGAUCCACCGUGCGGCUCAGCCUGCCCUGCUCUACUUGGUGCCCUUCACCCUGCUGCCUCUACUCACCAUGGCCUACCUGAAGGUACAUAUGGGGAGGCUUGAUAAGGGGGAGAGGGGCGUGAUGGGCUGGGAGAUAAUAUGAUGGAGUCAGUCAUAUAAGUAAGUUAAGAGAUCAGACAAAACAGCAGGACUGCUGGGGAAUCAUUUUAUAUGACUCAAGUGUUUGGUGUAAAUGUGUUUUGACUGAAUGCUGACCUAGAGGGAGGGAGACGGGCCUGAGAUGAACCGAUAGAGGCAGUGUUUAAGUGGUAGAGGAGGCCUAGAGGAGUAAUCCAGGAUCAAGGCAGAUGGGAUACCAGGCCAGUGACCAGAGGUAAUGGAUGAGGACAUAAGUUGAUGUAGAGGAUAUUAUUGGGGACGUCAAACGUUCAGCCUGCUGCACAGACACUAUGGAGGCUCUAGUCUAGAGGGCCCGGUUAAAUUGUGUUUUAAUGGUUAAAUUAGUGAUAAAUAGAUGUCAUUGUUGCAGUAUUUUGUUAGUGGGCAACAUAAUAUCAUCGUAAAUUGACAUCUAUAAUUAUUUUGCCAUAUUCAAUUAUUGUAUAUUGUGCUAAUUUCCCUAAUGUGGACAGUUUGUUACUACCUUACACACGCUGCAUUUUCACCCCAUAACAUUUAGUGGAAUUACACAUCCUUUUUACCUCAGAUUGGUGACGUUAGUUUAAAAGUUUAUAGUCGUCACAAUGACAUAAGAUUGAUUGCUAAAAACAGAUCAACAUCUUUGGUUUUGUACCAUUGAUUUAGUCACACAUGCUGGGAUGUGCAGGACUUAGAACGCAGAGUUAAUGAAAUGGCCAGGAAAUGGCAUGGAAAAUUCGGGGCGGUCUCUAUAAAAGUCGCUGACCACACACCAAUACAUGGAUUUGACAGUCAAACUAUUACUUAAAUAGAAGCCAACCGUUGUGACUGUUGAUGUCUUAUUCGUUUAAGUUAACUAACAGAAAAAGUGGUCUGUUCCCUUUUUCUGGUUGGCAGCCUCCCGAAAUCAAUAUCCACCAUUCCAAAAUAUAGAUAUAAGCUUUCUACAAGUUCUCAUCUAACCAACCAUGUAUAGGUUAUUCCAAGUUUCCGUGUGGCCUUUGAAUACUGUUAUUUUAAACAGCGCUACACCCCAAACAUUUGCCCCCUGUUCUAUUGAUUUCAGCGUGAUAUCGAUGGAAGUGAUUAACAAAAAAAGUGUUGUUACACUUAGCGGGUUGGCGUCCCACUUCAAUGAAAAUGCAACCUUUGUGGUUUUGGUAAUCAGUGUCAGCUGCGAUCUCAUCGUCAAAACUAAGACCAUCGCCGAAACAAUGACGGUUCUGCCAAGUUAUUUGAGGAAUGAAGCAGAGGAAGGCUCCACACAACUCUCUCAGUUGGGUAUCUUACCUAGUUAUUUUCAGAUCUCAUUUUGCUUUUUUGUAGCUUUGGCAACUGUGUGUUUUCUAUCCCAGUUCGGUCCUCUCCCUGGGGGAGGCUGCAAGCCUUCUAAUUUAGUGUACCCUGCGCGCACAACCCAUGUGGAAUUCCUGGUCUCUGGCAGAGUUUGGAACUGCCAAUCGGCGGUCAAGAACGCAGUUCAUCUCAGCCUAUGCUGUCCUUCAGUCCCUAGACUUUUUGGCCCUGACGGAGACAUGGAUCACCCCAGAGAACUACUACUCCAGCUGCUCUCUCUUCAUCUGACUACGUUUUCUCUCAUAGUCGGAGAGCAUCUGGUCGUCACGGUGGUGGCACAGACCUACUCAAGUGGAGAUUUUCUCUUUUCACCCUCACUCACCUGUAUCUCCUCAUUUGAAUUAUAUACUGUCACUUGUCCACUCAAGCUCAACAUGGUUGUCAUCUAUCGCCAACCAGGUGCCCUUGGAGAGUUCCUUAAUGAGUUUGACAACUUGAUAAGCUAAUUUCCUGACGAUGGCUCAUUGCUCUUCAUACUGGGUGACUUCAACAUCCUGACGUCGGCCUUCGAUUAAUUUCUUUCCAACUCUUUCUUUCCCCUCCUUGCCUCUUUUGACCUCAUCCUUUCCCAGUCCCCUCCCACUCACAAGGCAGGCAAUACUAGAGGCUGUUCGCCUACUAAUCUCACAGCAACACCUCCAGGUCUCUGAUCACUACUUUGUUUCCUUUUCUGUCUCCCUCUCCUCCAAUCCUAGGCACUCAGCCCCUCUUGGAUUGCACCCUACCUGGCAGGCCCCUCCUACCAGGUGACGUGGAGAGAUCUGUGUCUGCACCACGUGCUAUCACUUCUGGUGUCCCCCAGGGCUCAGUUCUAGGCCCUCUUCUCUCUAUACACCAAGUCACUUGGCUCUGUCAUAGCCUCAGAUGGUCUCGCCUAUCAUUACUAUGCGGAUGACACUCAACUACUUUUCUCCUUCCCCCCCUUCUGACACCCAGGUGUGUGCCUGGCAGAUAUCUCAGCUUAGAUGUUGGCCCACCACCUCAAGCUCAACCUCGACAAGACUGAGCUGCUCUUCCUCCCGGGGAAGGACUGCCCACUCCAAGACCUCCAUCACGGUUGACAACUCCCCUGGACAACACCCUGUCGUUCUCUGAAAACAUCAAAGCAGUGACUCACUCCUGCAGGUUAAUGCUCUACAACCUCCGUAGAGUAUGACCCUACCUCACACAUGAAGUGGCGCAGAUCCUAAUCCAGGUACUUGUCAUCUCCCGUCUGGACUACUGCAACUCGCUGUUGGUUAGGCUCCCCACUUGUGCCAUCAAACCCCUACAACUUAUCCAGAACGCUGUAGCAUGCCUGGUGUUCAACCUUCCCAAAUUAUCCUGUGUCACCCAGCUCCGCCACACACUCCACUGGCUUCCAGUCAAAGCUCACAUCCACUACAAGACCAUGGUACUUGCCUACAGAGCAGCAAGAGGAACUGCCCCUCCCAACCUUCAGGCUCUGCUCAAACCCUACACCUCAACCUGAGUACUCUGUUCUGCCACCUCUGGUCUCUUGGCCCUCCCACCCCUACGGGAGGGCAGCUCCCGCUCAGCCCAGUCCAAGCUCUUCUCUGUCUUGGCAUCCCAAUGGUGGAACCAGCUUUCCCCUGAAGCUGGAACAGCAGAGACCCACCCAUCUGCCGAAAACAUCUUAAUCCCAACCUCUUCGAAAAGUAUCUUAAAUAAUCACACAGCACCCACCCUCGCACCCCCUUCUCAUUGUAAAUGGAAAAACACUUCAGAAUGUAGCUAUCUGUCUUCUACAAAUUUUCCUCUAGCCAGUGAUGUACACAUUAUCAUAUGGUUUUUGAGAUGUUAGUUUUAACAGGACGUGCAACCUCAUCUCCCCCCUCUCUCGCAGUUGAUUUCAACGUGAUGUCAAUAUAAGUGUUGCGUUUCUCUUUGCGCUUCGGCGACCCCAAAUCAAAAUGCAUCACUCCAAAAUGUAGCUGGCUGUCUUCUGAAGGUUGCUCACUAACUAGUGAUAUUUACAUUUUUUUCCUUUGGUUCUUUUAGUUAGUAUUCAAUCGGAUCCCCCCCCAGCAAUCGAUAUCAAUGAUUUAUUACCACAACAGGGUUUUUGGUGCACGUGCUGUUUUUAUAAGGUGCUCGUUUAAAAUAAAAUACAAGUAAUAUAAUUACAAUUAUUGCAAAUGUAUGUAUUGUAUAGAUUUUUAGGUUUUCAUAACUAACUGUUUCUGCAUAUUGGUUAUUGAUUUGGCCAUGUUAAAACUGUGUUUUGACAUUGGGCUAUUUAUCCAAAUGUCUUGUCAUUUCAAGUUUUAGGAAUAUAAAUUUAACUUUCAACAUUCAUUUCCAAUGGUAUUGUACUUAAUCAGGUAAAAACUGCUAAAUGAGUCCAAAAACAUGCUGCUAUUUGAUUUAUAUUUAUGAUAUACCAGAAAUCACUGAAACGGGUUUGCCCUGCCUAAUAUGUGGUAAGGAAUCCGCUAGGCUAGUUGGUAAAGGCAGUCUAACACGUGGUAUGCCUAGAGGAGUAAUAUCUGUGGCUGAGGAUAGGAGUGGUGUGAUAAUAAUUGAGCCACUAGUACUUACAGGGAAGCUAACCCUGUGGUGUGGCCUACAGGGAGACCUGCGGCGUAUGUGGUCAGAGCCUUUCCACACAAAGGCCAGCAGCUCCCGCUUCCUGGAGGUA